AUGGUGGACCCCGAUAGCAAUGAAUCCAGUGCCACAUAUUUUAUUUUAAUAGGCCUUCCAGGCUUGGAAGAAGUUCAGUUCUGGUUGGCCUUCCCAUUGUGCUCCCUGUGCCUUAUUGCUGUGCUAGGUAACCUGACAAUCAUCUACAUUGUGCCGACUGAGCACAGCCUACAUGAACCCAUGUAUAUUUUUCUUUGCAUGCUUUCUGGCCUUGACAUCCUUAUCUCCACUUCAUCUGUGCCCAAAAUGAUGGGCAUCUUCUGGUUCAAUUCCACUAUCAUCCAAUUUGAUGCUUGUCUGCUACAGAUGUUUGCCAUCCACUCCUUAUCUGGCAUGGAGUCCACGGUACUGCUGGCCAUGGCCUUUGACCGCUAUGUGGCCAUUUGCCACCCAUUACGCCAUGCCACUGUGCUAAUGUUGCCUCGUGUUACCAAGAUUGGCCUGGCUGCUGUGGUAUGGGGUACUGCACUUAUGGCACCCCUGCCUAUCUUCAUCAAAUGGCUGCCUUUCUGCCACUCCAACAUUCUUUCCCAUUCCUACUGCCUACACCAAGAUGUCAUGAAGCUGGCUUGUGCUGACAUCCGUGUCAAUAUCAUCUAUGGCCUCAUUGUCAUCAUUUCUGCCAUUGGCCUGGACUCACUUCUCAUCUCCUUGUCAUAUCUGCUUAUCCUCAAGACUAUGUUGGGCUUGACACGUGAAGCCCAAGCAACAUUUGGUACUUGGGUCUCUCAUGUAUGUGCUGUUUUCAUAUUUUAUGUACCUUUCAUUGGAUUAUCUAUGGUGCACCGUUUUGGCAAGCGGCAUGACUCCCUCUUACCCAUCAUCAUGGCCAACAUCUACCUGCUUGUUCCUCCUGUGCUCAACCCUAUUGUUUACGGAGUCAAGACAAAGGAGAUCCGGCAGCGAAUACUUCGUCUUUUCCAUGUGACUACCCAUACUUCAGAUCCCUAG
Messenger RNA from Leptonychotes weddellii (Weddell seal), 951 nucleotides. Its product is annotated as olfactory receptor 51E1. Gene Ontology annotation, molecular function: G protein-coupled receptor activity; olfactory receptor activity. The record is from RefSeq and is a predicted model, not a curated record. Gene Ontology annotation, biological process: G protein-coupled receptor signaling pathway. Gene Ontology annotation, cellular component: plasma membrane. Lineage: Eukaryota; Metazoa; Chordata; Mammalia; Carnivora; Phocidae.